Triplophysa dalaica is the source of this 789-nucleotide messenger RNA. RefSeq lists its product as uncharacterized. Lineage: Eukaryota; Metazoa; Chordata; Actinopteri; Cypriniformes; Nemacheilidae. Bases 1 to 789 code for a protein of 262 amino acids. Gene Ontology annotation, molecular function: GTP binding. The transcript has a single exon. The record is from RefSeq and is a predicted model, not a curated record.
AUGUCAAAUGGUGUUGUGUUUGAUAUUGUAGAAACGCCACUCCGCAUUGUUAUGAUUGGAAAAACUGGAGUUGGGAAAAGCGCAGUUGGAAACACCAUUCUUGGAAAAGAAAUGUUUAAAUCAGCCCCUUCUGCAAACUCUAUUACCAGUGAAUGCAAAAAAGAAAAGGUUUACGACAAAAGAGACAUUUAUGUGAUAGACACCCCUGGAGUUUUGGAUACCAGCCUAUCAAAAGAUCACAUCAAAAGAGAAAUCGUGAGAUGCAUUCAGGUGUCAGCACCAGGUCCUCACACGUUUUUGCUGGUGAUACAAAUCGGCCGUUUCACAACCGAGGAGAAAAAUUCUGUCCGAGCCCUUCAAGAGCUCUUUGGAGAAGAAGCUUCUAAGUACAUGAUACUGGUCUUCACUCAUGGAGAUCAGCUCAGAGGUCAGUCAAUACAAGACUAUGUGAGAAGUGGUCAUGAAGACCUCCGUAGAGUCAUCCAGAGCUGUGGGAGUAGAUAUGUUGUUUUUGACAACACUAACAUCAGAAAUCGAUCUCAGGUGAAAAUAUUAAUCGACAAGAUAGAUGAGAUGGUGGCAGCCAAUGGAGGAGAAUGCUUUACUCAGGAAAUGUAUGAAGAAGCUGAAGAACUCAUUCAACAAAAGAAUCAUGUGAGAGAAAUAGCAGAGCUUCUGGAGUAUGAAUUUAGCUUCCUUGAUGACCUUGAUAAAAAAAUGGCUCUUUUCCAAAAAAUAUUGCUUGGGGAAAUGUACUAUAAUUCGGCAUUUGAUGGUCAGAUGUCAUGA